This is a messenger RNA of Xyrauchen texanus (razorback sucker), 1605 nucleotides long. It is a transcript of the gene stambpb, whose product is annotated as STAM binding protein b. Gene Ontology annotation, biological process: protein K63-linked deubiquitination. Gene Ontology annotation, molecular function: metal-dependent deubiquitinase activity; protein binding; K63-linked deubiquitinase activity. Lineage: Eukaryota; Metazoa; Chordata; Actinopteri; Cypriniformes; Catostomidae. The record is from RefSeq and is a predicted model, not a curated record. The transcript has 10 exons. Gene Ontology annotation, cellular component: cleavage furrow; endosome. Bases 257 to 1525 code for a protein of 422 amino acids.
GACUUAGUCUGUGGGGGUGUUAUCUUCUAGACAGCCUGUCAUACAGGAAGAGGAAGUAAUCGAGUACUUAAGAUUAAAGCGUAAAGAAUGAAACACACAACCAUAGAAACCGAUUUAACGUGUCUGAAAUUAAUUCACAUUAAACAUAUUAAAGACUCAAUGAAGCACUUUUGUCUACUAAUGUGACUAAGAUCUGGAAGGAGACGAAAUUUAUUAUCGGGGGUUGAAGGUCUAAUCUUGGAUCACUGUCCACAUCAUGCUGGACCAUGCGGAUGUGAGUUUGACCCCAGAGGAGCGGGUGCGGGCAUUGACGAAGAAGGGCAGUGCGGUGGACGUGAAUAUAGCAGUGCCCCUCCGAAGAUACUUCCGCUCGGGUAUGGAGAUGAUUCGCAUGGCCCAUGUGUAUGCUGAGGAGGGCAACACAGAGCAUGCUUUUGUCCUCUACAAUAAAUACAUCACGCUUUUCAUUGAAAAGAUCCCUAAGCAUCCAGAAUAUAAGAUCCCUAAUAUUCCUGAGAAGAAGGAGACUUUAAAGAAGCUAAAGGAGAUAGCCUUUCCUCAAGCAGAGCAGCUGAAGAAACUUUUAUCACAAAGAUAUGAGAGAGAAUAUGCUCAGUAUCUCAGUAAAAAGCAUGCCGAACAGGCAGCACUGGAGCGGGAGUUGUCACUGCAACGAGAGCUGGAGGCCGAGAGAAAGCGUGUGGCAGACAUGCAGAGGAAGCAGCUGGAACAGGAGCAGUUCAGCAUGUUUGAGGAUAUGAUACGGCAACGCGACCGUCAAGGCGAGCGUCAGACUAUCAGAACGUCAGCCUCUCCCCCGGAUGAUGCUCUGCUCAUCCCUGGAAUCCAGGGCCCACCUGUGCCCUACCCAGCAUCCCCCACUCCCCCUCAGAGUCCACAGUACCCCUCAGCCAAUCACAAUGCUCCAACUGCACCAAGCCUGGCUGCACCCCCAAACAUUGACCGCUCACUUAAACCAGGCCAUCACAACACUACAUUGGUAGAUGGCUUACGCCAAAUAGCUGUUCCUGCAGAGCUUUGUGGUAAAUUCCUGCAACUGGCCAACAACAAUACAAUACGAGCAGUGGAAACCUGUGGCAUACUCUGUGGGAAACUGAAUAUGAACACGUUCACCGUGACACACGUGAUUGUGCCGAAGCAGUGUGGGGGUCCAGAUUACUGUGACACAGAGAACGAGGAAGAGUUGUUUGUGGUGCAGGACCAGUACAACCUCAUUACACUGGGCUGGAUACAUACCCACCCCACUCAGACAGCCUUUCUCUCCAGUGUAGACCUGCACACUCACUGCUCCUACCAAAUGAUGCUGCCAGAGUCUAUCGCCAUCGUCUGCUCUCCCAAAUUCAACGAAACUGGCUAUUUCAGAUUGACAGACUACGGCAUAGAGGAGAUCUCAACCUGUACACAGAAAGGCUUUCAUCCUCAUCCUAAAGAACCUCCUCUUUUUACAAAUGGCAGCCACAUUAAAAUCACAGAAGGCACCGUAUCAAUGCUUGACCUUCGAUGAUCCUCUCUGGUGUCUACACAGCGGUACUAUGAAGUGGAUUUCUUUAAAUCUGGAUUGUAGCUUUUGUCCUUGUUAACUCC